Molecule: messenger RNA, 2919 nt
Organism: Cuscuta campestris
Lineage: Eukaryota; Viridiplantae; Streptophyta; Magnoliopsida; Solanales; Convolvulaceae
Source: the annotation of a GenBank genome assembly
UGUUUUGCUUAAAGGAUGAGUAUUCGGUGGGAAGACCACGAAUAACAGCAUUCACCACAUCACGUUCAGGGAUCUCUUCUUUCAAGGCAUCGAGAUCCGAGAGAAUAGUUGCCACAUCAUCAAGGUAUUGUGUCAUAGUUUUGGUACCUUUACGAAGAGUGUGGAGUUUGUCCCGAAGCUGAUAAACAUGAGCGGUGGACACGGAGUUGUAUCGUGCGGCCAAAGCAUCCCAGAGGGCAGCAGAUGUGGUGAAGCCGCGAGCAUGUUUCUUCGUCCCGGAAUGGACGGCUUGAUCGCGCUUGUUAAUCGGAUUCAGAAGGCCUGCACGGUGCUCGGAGACUAUGGCGAUGAUCGGACAUUGCCUACUCUCUGGGACGCUCUCCCCACCAUCGUCGUCCUCGGCGGCCAAAGUUCCGGGAAGUCGUCCGCUUUGGAGAGUAUUGUAGGGCGUGAUUUUCUUCCCAGAGGAUCAGGAAUUGUGACAAGGAGGCCACUUAUUUUGCAACUAUACAAGACGGAACAAGGGCAACAGGAUUAUGCACAGUUCCUUCAUUCCGGAAAUAAAAAAUAUACAGAGUUUUCAUUGGUUACAAAGGAGAUUAAAGAAGAAACCGACAGGGUCACUGGGAAGCCAAAUCACAUUUCUCCUCUUCCUAUUAACCUUAGCAUUUACUCUCCAAAUGUUGUUAACUUGACAUUGGUAGAUUUGCCUGGGCUUACUAAUGUUGCUGUGGAGGGCCAGCCCGAGAGCAUUGUUCAUGAAAUUGAGAACAUGGUUAGAUCAUAUGUUGAAAAGCCCAACUGCAUCAUCUUAGCUAUAACUCCGGCCAAUCAGGAUGUUGCAACAUCUGAUGCCAUUAAGAUAGCUCGAGAAGUUGAUCCAACAGGUGACCGUACAAUAGGUGUGUUAACAAAGCUUGAUUUGAUGGACAAGGGAACAAAUGCAUUGGAUGUUCUUGAAGGAAGAUCUUAUCGGCUUCAACAUCCUUGGGUUGGAGUUGUUAAUCGUUCACAGGCAGACAUUAACAGAAAUGUUGACAUGAUUGUUGCAAGGCGUAAAGAGCGAGAAUUCUUUGCUAAGAGUCCAGAUUACAAACAUUUAGCCAGCAGGAUGGGAUCAGAAUAUCUUGCAAAAAUGCUUUCUCAGCGUCUAGAAUCUGUGAUCAAGGCUCAUUUACCGGCUAUAUUGUCUCUUAUUAAUACAAGUGCUGAUGAGCUUGAAACAGAAUUGAAUCAUCUUGGCAGACCUGUAGCUAUUGAUGCAGGGGUGAGAAUGAGGCCUGGAGGUGAUCGAAUUUAUGAAGUAUUUGACUACCAGCUCCCUGCUGCUUUGAGGAAACUUCCACUGGAUCGCCAUCUCUCGCUGCAAAACAUUAGGAACGUUGUCUCUGUGGCGGAUGGCUACCAACCUCAUUUGAUAGCACCAGAGCAAGGUUACAGGCGCCUCAUAGAUGGUGCCAUUAACUAUUUCAGAGGGCCCGCACAAGCUUCGGUUGAUGCAGUGCACUUCAUCUUGAAGGAGCUCGUGAGGAAAUCAAUAGGGGAAACUCAGGAAUUGAGGCGCUUUCCAACUCUUCAAACCGAGAUUGCAAAUGCAGCAGGGGAAGCAUUAGAAAGGUUCCGUGAAGAUAGUAAGAGAACUGUGGUCCGUUUGGUAGACAUGGAAUCUUCAUACCUGACAGUGGAUUUCUUCCGGAAACUCCCACAGGAAGAUGACAAGGCAGGAAGUUCUACUCUUUCUGCUGCUGAUACUCACACCGAGGAACACUUCAAAAGAAUACGCUCAAAUGUCUCUGCAUACACCAGAAUGGUAUGCGAGACACUCCAGCAGAGCAUACCAAAAGCUGUUGUUUACUGUCAACGUCUAGAAUCUGUGAUCAAGGCUCAUUUACCGGCUAUAUUGUCUCUUAUUAAUACAAGUGCUGAUGAGCUUGAAACAGAAUUGAAUCAUCUUGGCAGACCUGUAGCUAUUGAUGCAGGGGCCCAUUUAUACACUAUUUUGGAACUCUGUCGUGCAUUUGAUCGGGUAUUCAAGGAGCACCUCGAGGGAGGGAGGCCUGGAGGUGAUCGAAUUUAUGAAGUAUUUGACUACCAGCUCCCUGCUGCUUUGAGGAAACUUCCACUGGAUCGACAUCUCUCACUGCAAAACAUUAGGAACGUUGUCUCUGUGGCGGAUGGCUACCAACCUCAUUUGAUAGCACCAGAGCAAGGUUACAGGCGCCUCAUAGAUGGUGCCAUUAACUAUUUCAGAGGGCCUGCACAAGCUUCGGUUGAUGCAGUGCACUUCAUCUUGAAGGAGCUCGUGAGGAAAUCAAUAGGGGAAACUCAGGAAUUGAGGCGCUUCCCAACUCUUCAAACCGAGAUCGCAAAUGCAGCAGGGGAAGCAUUAGAACGGUUCCGUGAUGAUAGUAAGAGGACUGUGGUCCGGUUGGUAGACAUGGAAUCUUCAUACCUGACGGUGGAUUUCUUCCGGAAACUCCCACAGGAAGAUGACAAGGCAGGAAGUUCAACUCUUUCUGCUGCUGAUACUCACACCGAGGAACACUUCAAAAGAAUACGCUCAAAUGUCUCUGCAUACACCAGAAUGGUAUGCGAGACACUCCAGCAGAGCAUACCAAAAGCUGUUGUUUACUGUCAAGUUCGGGAAGCCAAACGCUCUUUACUUGAUCAUUUUUAUGCUCAACUUGGUGGAAGAGAGGAUGAAGAGCUUUAUCAGAUGUUAGACGAAGACCGAGCGCUGGUGGAGAGGAGACAGAAAUGCUCACGAAGGCUUGAGCUGUACAGAUGCGCGCGAGACGAAAUUGACUCGUUGUUGUUGGCAAGAUGAGAUGAGAUGAGAACAUUUGUAUUAAAAGGUGCAAAAAAAGAGAUUUGGAAGAUCUUCACUUUUACUGUAGCAAAAAAAGAGAUAGACAUGCU